Messenger RNA from Aspergillus saccharolyticus JOP 1030-1, 1275 nucleotides. Its product is annotated as putative proline-rich, actin-associated protein Vrp1. Gene Ontology annotation, molecular function: actin binding. The transcript is spliced from 2 exons. The record is from RefSeq and is a predicted model, not a curated record. NCBI's taxonomy places the organism in Eukaryota, Fungi, Ascomycota, Eurotiomycetes, Eurotiales, Aspergillaceae. The coding region runs from base 1 to 1275 and encodes 424 amino acids.
AUGCCAAAUAGACCCUCAGGUUCAGAAGCAAAGGGUCGGAGCGCACUCCUUUCCGAUAUCCACAAAGGUGCACGAUUGAAGAAGGCCGUCACCAAUGAUAGAUCAGCACCUAUGAUUGCUGGUGGGGGAGCGAAGUCUUCAGGUCCGUCGGUCCCGGGCGCACCACCUGUUCCGGGCAUGGCGAAGCCUCCGGCUGGACUUGCACCUCCAAUUCCAACGGCACAGGCCGCAAAUCGGCUACGGAGCUACAGCGAUACUGGGUCAGGGGCGGAUGCAGCGGCGGCUGUUCCAGCAGCUCCCCAACUUGGCGGACUUUUUGCUGGAGGAAUGCCUAAGCUACGCAGUCGAGGCGGAGUUGAUACCGGCGCUACUCGGGAUUCACCAUACAUCUCCGAUUCGGAAAGCUCCAGAGGAGCUCCCCCGCCGCCGGUUGCGUCGGCCCCUAGGCCACCAGGGGCUCGCCCUCCUCCUCCCCGGCCUGUCACAGACUCACCACCAGCCCCUCCAGUCAACCCGCUAGUCGCCAACCUCCGGAAACCGCCUCCCAGGCCUGCCUUUCGCCCGUCGUCGACAGCUUCUACGGCAUCGAUCAAGUCCGCUCCUGACGCACCUCCUCGCGCACCCCCACCUUUGCCUGGUGCCGCUAAACAAGCUCCUCCUCCCCCGAUCACGUCGCGGAAACCCACGACACCCGCUCCAUCCCCGCCUCCGCCGCCCUCAGCUAGUCCAGCUGCGCCUCCGCCUCCACCCCCGCCGGCAGCGUCAGCCCCACGUCUACCCCCCGCACCGGCUAGAUCGACCCCUCCCCCACCGCCUCCGCCCUCAAAUGGCACUGCAGCUGCAUCGGCAGCCGUGCAAGCCGCCAGAAAUGCUCUCGGACACAUGCACCAAACUCCUUUCACGCCACCCCCGCCUCCACCAGCUGCCUCGGCGCCUUCAGCACCCCCUCCCCCGCCUCCUUCAUCUGCUCCCCCAAUGAUGCCUCCUACGGCGGCACCUCCACGACCAAGCUCAUAUGAGUCCUCAGCCAUACCCCACCCGGAUCGUUCCGCUCUUGAUCCGAGCGCUUAUACCCUCAGUAACGGCGGGCCGUCAGCGGGAUCUAGCUCUCGGAGUUCAGGCAUGCACGGUGUGGUGCGUAUUGAUGACCAUCGGUUCAAGUUUCAAAGCGAAGGGCUACUGCCCAAACCCCGGCCGUUUGUUGGCGGUGUACGCCGGUAUCGAGCUGGGCGAGGGAGCAGUGUGCCAUUAGACCUUAGCACAUUGAGUGGCUAA